Molecule: messenger RNA, 393 nt
Organism: Linum tenue
Lineage: Eukaryota; Viridiplantae; Streptophyta; Magnoliopsida; Malpighiales; Linaceae
Source: the annotation of a GenBank genome assembly
AUGGGAAGAAGCAGCAGCAGCAGCAGCUUUCGGCGGAGCGGAAUCCUCCUGAUCUGCGCAAUCCUGGCGGCGCACCUCGCCAUAUCCACAUCGAAGGCCAUCGACUUCCUCCCGGCCCUCAACUCCCCCGGCGCCGGAUGCAACGGAUCCAUCGCCGAGUGUAUGGCGGCGGGCAGUGUUGGAGACGACAACGGCGACGGCGAGGAGUUCGCGAUGGAGUCGGAGUCAGCCCGCCGGAUUCUGGCGGCGAGCAGGUACAUUAGCUACGGCGCGCUGAAGCGGAACAGCGUUCCUUGCUCGAGGCGCGGCGCGUCGUACUACAAUUGCCACGCCGGAGCUCAGGCCAACCCCUACCACCGCGGCUGCAGCCACAUUACUCGCUGCCGCUACUGA